Molecule: messenger RNA, 1389 nt
Organism: Bactrocera latifrons
Lineage: Eukaryota; Metazoa; Arthropoda; Insecta; Diptera; Tephritidae
Product: glucose-fructose oxidoreductase domain-containing protein 1
Exons: 1
Coding region: 99-1268 (389 amino acids)
Molecular function (GO): nucleotide binding
Source: RefSeq, a predicted model, not a curated record
UCAAGUUUCUGUUAUUAUUUUAUUCCACCAUUUGCACAUACAAAUCAUAAAUUUUUUUUAGCUAAGCAGACAAAUUCGUGCCUAAAAUUAAGUCGAAAAUGUUACCCGGUGUUGGAAUUUUCGGUACAGGUGCUAUAACAAAGGUUCUGGUACCACUGCUUCGCGAAAAAGGUUUCGAUAUAAAAGCGAUAUGGGGACCUUUAAAAGAGGCCGAAUCGGUAGCCCAGUCGCAAAAGAUUUCGUUUUUUACCAACAAAAUCGAUGAUGUGCUUCUUCGUAAAGACGUCGACUUGGUAUUUAUUGUAUGCCAACCAUUUCAGCAUGCAGAGAUAUCCAAAAAAGCUUUAGGUAUUGGAAAACAUGUUGUCUGCGACCGACCUAUGGGCCUACAUCAAGCGGAUGCUUUAAAAAUGGUACAUGCAUCACAGUACUAUCCUCGGCUAAUAACACUGGUUAACUAUUCGCUACGUUUUCUUCCUGCAUUUACACAUAUGAAACGAUGUCUGCAAGAAGGACUUAUCGGGCCUAUAAAUCAAAUUUCUUUGGUGGAUAUACGCGUACAAUUGGGUACACUAUUUCCGGAGAAAUUUGACUGGAUGUGUGAUGCAGCAAUGGGUGGUGGAGCUUUAAAUUUGGUAGGCAGUCAUGUUAUUGAUUUGGUAAGCUAUCUUUUACCACAGCAUGCAGUGCGGGUACAUGGCGUCGUGCGUUCAUACACGAAAACAACAGCGGCUGUUAAUGGCAUACGACAAAUUUCAGCCCCAGAUUUUUGUACAUUCCAAAUGGAAUUGGCUGGCGGAGGUGCACUAGUCACUGCCUCCUUGUACAGUCAUACGGUACCCGCAAAGUCAUUCUCUCAAGAGGUGUUGAUUUGUGGCAGCAAAGGUCAUUUAGUCGUGCGUGGCGGAGACUUAUUUGUAUUUAAACAUAAAGCAGAACCACAACAAAUGAAGGAAGAAGCAAUAUAUGUUGAUGUUCAAGAUUUGCACUUUGCUACUUCUGAGUCCUUGUUACCACGUCCAUAUAUUAAAGGUUUAUGUAAAAUGGUUGGAGCACUAAAAGAAGCUUUCGCCAACAAAGAUGCAUCAUGGGUAAAGGAACCUGUUCAAGCCGCUGCAACAUUUGAAGAUGGACUAUAUGUACAAGCAGUGCUGGAUGCCAUCCGUAAAUCAAGCGAAACAAAAUCAUGGCAACGCGUUAGAAUUACGCCAGAGACGCCUUCGAACCAUGAACAGAUCAUGACUUUUGCCCGCAUGUCAACAAUGUAAAAUUUUAUGAAAUUUCUAACAGAGUGCGUAUAAUAUCCACUUUUACCAUUCGAGCAAAAUUUUUUCAUACAAGAGACCUAUGAAAAUUUAAUUUACUUGCCUGGAGAAUGACUAAUUAUUA